This is a messenger RNA of Filobasidium floriforme, 1153 nucleotides long. RefSeq names its product putative glycerol dehydrogenase. The transcript has 9 exons. Gene Ontology annotation, molecular function: aldose reductase (NADPH) activity. NCBI's taxonomy places the organism in Eukaryota, Fungi, Basidiomycota, Tremellomycetes, Filobasidiales, Filobasidiaceae. Gene Ontology annotation, cellular component: cytosol. Bases 65 to 1027 code for a protein of 320 amino acids. The record is from RefSeq and is a predicted model, not a curated record.
UUUCUGCAUUUGAACCCCUCCUGGCCUCCUACACUCUCUUCUCAAUCUCCAAAACAUAGCAAACAUGUCCGCUCCUACCGAAUUCAAGCUCAACACUGGCACCGUCAUCCCCUCCGUCGGUCUCGGAACGUGGCAAGCUCCCCCCGGUCACGUCAAGGAGGCCGUCAAGCACGCCUUGAAGUCUGGUUAUCGACACAUCGAUUGCGCAUUGAUCUACCAAAACGAGGACGAAGUCGGCCAAGGUAUCAAAGAGUCCGGUAUCCCUCGAUCUGAGCUUUUCAUCACUAGCAAGCUAUGGAACACCUACCACGACCGAGCCUCCGAGUCGCUCGAACAAUCGCUCAAGUCCCUCGGCACGGAUUACCUCGAUUUGUACUUGAUUCACUGGCCAGUACGACUUGUCCCUAACGAGACCUCCAACUUGUUGCCUACCAACCCGGAUGGGAGCCGAUCGGUCGACCGAGAGUGGAACCAGCAAGAGACCUGGAAGCAGAUGGAGGCCUUGCACGCAUCAGGCAAAGUCAAGGCGAUCGGUGUAUCAAACUGGUCCAUCCCCUACCUCGAAGACCUUUCCAAGACCUGGAAAGUCGUCCCCGCCAUCAACCAGGUCGAGCUCCACCCUUACAACCCUCAACACGACCUGAAGAAGUACUGCGACGACAAGGGUAUCCUCCUAGAGGCCUACUGCCCCUUGGGUUCGACCGGUGCUCCUCUGCUCAAGGACGAGCAGCUCAUCAAGAUCGCCGAGAAGAACAAGGUCAGCGUGGCUACCAUCUGUAUCAGCUACCAGGUCAACCGAGGCGUCGUCGUCCUUCCUAAAUCGGUCACCCCUGAGCGUAUUGCCGACAACCUCAAGGUGAUCAAGCUCGACGACGAGGACAUGAAGACCUUGGACGGCAUGGCCGCUUCCGGCAAGCAACAGCGAGUCAACACGCCCCUGUUCGGAUGGGACUUGGGCUUCCACGACUGGUACGGAGUUGGCAACAAGAACGCUCCCAGUGCUGAUGCUGUUACCGUCAAGGCAUAGGCUAUGUGUUUUCCUUCGUAAUUGUACAUAGAUCAUGAUCAUGAAUGACAAACGUGACGAUAUCCCAAAAUGAGGCUGCAGAUGUGGGCGACCACCUUCGUGGAUUCUUGGCCGUGUUCUAUUGAG